GCUAUCCCACUCUCUUCUUGAAAGUAUCGUGCACGCGCUCAGUAGGCUGCUAUUAAAUGGGCGGACUUGUAGGCGCGGUCACGUCCCCAGCGGCUGCGGUGUGCCUGUCUGUCAUAUAUAAGCGCGCGUACCACCGGCCGACAGGCGGAACUCUGCCUCACUCCGAGAGUGGACCGGACCGACACCGGGGAUCAUCGGAACACCGCUCCUGACACAGUAAUGCAUUUUGCGAGAAUGUAUUAAUCUGUUGCAUGCCGGGCAUUAUGCUGUUGCUUCUUGUUAUUUUAUUAGAAAUAAACGUAAGCAGACUUACCCCAUUAUUAGUGUUGGAGAAUAAUUAAUUAAUUGUGCUGUCGAUUGAAAUAUAACCCGUUUUCCUCAGUUUUUGAAGAAUUUUACUUUUAAAAUACAUUUGCAUCCAUUAUAUAGCCCACUUAAAAGAGAGAGCCUCGUAAAUAUGUCGUUAAACUAUAGACCUAGUUGAAAUAGGCAUAUUAUUCUCUCGUGGACAUUAUUGCAGGCUAUACACAACUUAAUUAGACAUUAAGCACAGGAGUACUUUAUAUAUUAUUCACUACUCAUCAUACAGUCUAUGGUCAUUGGGACCAAUUAUAUUGUUGCACCCCACCAUGUAGGCCUACCAGCAUUCACUGUUUCCCCUCCAUACAGACACAACGGAAUCAGGAAUCACGAGUUCAGCCGAAAUCCCGGACUUACUUUACAAACAGUCGAAGGCGAGGGGGACCCCCCUGGAUCCAGGUCCAGGCGCUUAGAGAUCACCAUGGCUUCCAACUCGGCGAACAUCUCCUCCGACAAGCGGUUCCUCAUCUUCUUUGACUUUGAUGAGACCAUCGUGGAUGAAACCAGCGAUGACAUGGUGGUGCAGGCCGCCCCGGGGCAGCACCUGCCGGACUGGCUGAAGGACACCUACCAACCCGGCCGAUACAACGAGUACAUGCAGCGCGUGCUGGCCUACCUGGCGGAGCAGGGCGUCACCGAGAGCGACAUCCGCAGCAUCAUGGAGAAGAUCCCAGCCUCCCCCGGCAUGCUUACCCUGCUCCAGUUCCUCCGCACCCGGCCCCCGCAGGACUUUGAGGUGGUGCUGUUGUCUGACGCCAACAGCUUCUUCAUAGAGUCCUGGCUCCGUCGCGCAGGGGCCCGCCAAAUCUUUCACCGGGUCUUCAGCAACCCGGCCACCUUCAACAAGGACGGCCGGCUGGUGAUGCGGCCCUUCCACUCGCACGACUGCGCGCGGUGCCCUAACAACAUGUGCAAGCAAGUGGUGGUCAGGGACUAUGUGGCCCGCAGGACGCAGGAGCGGGGCCGCCCGUACCAGAGGAUCUUCUACGUGGGUGACGGAGCCAACGACUUCUGCCCGGCGCUCGCCCUCGGGCCCCGAGACGUGGUCUUCCCGCGGAGGGAUUUCCCCAUGCACCGGCUGAUAACGGAGACCCAUGAGGCCAUGCCCGGGGAUUUCAAGGCGGUCACGGUUCCGUGGGCCAGCGGGGAGGAGGUGGUGCAGCGGCUGCGGAGACUGGUGGCAGAGUAGAGACAGGGAGGGGGGACCAUUUAGGGGCCAACUGAUAUUUAGUAAUGUUCUCAGGUAAAAUAGUCACACAACUUAUUGUUCAAGGCAAUACAAAAUAUGUGUAUUGCUGUCAGUAAUAAUAAUAGGCCUACAUCAUGUCUAGCUUCCAGUCUACGCACGUGCCUCAGUCCAGCCUCACGUUUUGGGUCAGGAGCAGGCGUGCACACAUAGACAUCAAAGUGGGCUUGAGCCCCUGCCCUUUUUCUUCCUCCAGAGAAAGUGCCGUUGAAUAUAUAUCUACUGCUGUUUGCACACAGUUUCCCCUUCCAAAAAGACAUUGAUUGAAUACAAAAACAUCAGGUCGGGAGAUUAGACUGUGAAGUUCCGAUGCUCUCUCUACCCUCCAUUCCCGUCUCCCGCUCAUCGGCAGUCACUUCUAACAGACAGGUGUAAGCACCUCCCACUUUGCAGUCCCAUGUUAUGCCGGCUUUUCUUGGUUUAUUUUUAAGGUGAAAUUACUAAACUGCCAGUGCCUCGAGUUUACAGCUAAUUAGCUAAAAGACAAUAACAAUUAUAGUUAACUAAGGCUACUAGCUAAUGGUUAAGUUAGCUCAAGGUUUAGCUAAGGUAAUUUAUCAUGGGCAUGCAGGCUAAUGUACUGUAGGGCUACUUAAGGGGAGACACUUAAAGUGAAUACAGUCAAAUGUGUAUCUAAUAACGUCAUCACAAUCGCCACAAUGAUAUGCAAAUUAGGCGUUAACUAUAGGCCUAAUUAAAAUGCGCCAAUUUGCAUACAGUUACCAAGGCUUUGCAGGUGAAAAGGAUACAACUAAAAAACACAUCACCUCACAACUUCCCCAGAUAGUUACUUACGUCAAGUCAGUAUUUUCCCCUGCAAUGUUAUGUUUAAAUGUAGAUUAGCUUUAAAUCUAUAGAUGAAUUCUGACAUGGUAGUAAAACGAACACCAUUUAUAUGUGUUUCUUGGAAGUUUUAUUUCCAUUAGUGAAAGAAAACAUGGAAGCAAAAUAGACCAAAAUACAUGAAAAAACAAUAUUUUUGCCUGUAAUGUCCUUAAACAGUAACUUCAUAAUGUUGAUUGUUGGCUGCUCAUUUAAUAACUAUUAAUUUGACUAGUUUGUUGUCUGCUCUUGUGCUUAGUGAAUACUAAAAAAGACCAUUGUCUCUGUGUUAGCUGAUUAUUUUGUAGAAUUCUGUUGAGUAUUAAACAAUUGCGUGCGUGUGAGGGUAUUAAAAUAAAUUGGUCGGUAAGUCAGAGAUGUGCAACUAUAUUUAACUUUUUUUUAAACUUUUUUUUUUUUAUAAAUGAUUAUGGGAAGUGCCCUUUUUGUCACUUGAGCACCCGCCCCCCAAAAUGUCUGUGCACGUCCCUGGUCAGGAGGUCACUCCGAACAGAGGCCAGGGUUAUCAACAGCAGGUAAAUGAUUAGAGACAUGAUACUGUAACCAAAGAGAGAAAAUCAAUGUAAAAUCAAAUGCUUUGUUGUAUUUAAAAAAAAUAAUAACAUCAAAUAAGGGUAGCCUAUUACUUUAAAAAAGUCGGGGUAUUUGCAUUAGAAAUAGGCUACUUUAAUUGAAUGGGACAUGGUACUUUUAACUAGUGUGCUACCUUUUCAAAAGCAAUAUUAAAAUGUUAAAAGGUUAUUUUAAGUGACGGGUUGCUUUUUAUAUCUAUUGUAUUUUCUAAUCUGCAUUUCUUUGAAUAUGAAAUUAUGUCUCAAUAUAUAACAUUUGAGUAACGUGCCAUCUGAUGGGCAUUAUGAGAUCUACAUGAUGACCAAACAAUAUUUUCUGUCAACAUGAUUCUUAGAGUUGUCUAAUAUAGAAAUGUAUGUCGUUGUUAGUUUGUCUUACUUGUUUAUGUCUGUUGUGUGUUAACUGUGUAGGUCAGGCCUACUGAGAAAUAAAUUACACCAGCAGGAAUAAAGCCAUCAACUGAAA
Molecule: messenger RNA, 3487 nt
Organism: Gymnodraco acuticeps
Lineage: Eukaryota; Metazoa; Chordata; Actinopteri; Perciformes; Bathydraconidae
Gene: phospho1
Product: phosphoethanolamine/phosphocholine phosphatase 1
Exons: 2
Coding region: 593-1549 (318 amino acids)
Molecular function (GO): phosphatase activity
Source: RefSeq, a predicted model, not a curated record